This is a messenger RNA of Arabidopsis thaliana (thale cress), 2722 nucleotides long. RefSeq names its product QWRF motif protein (DUF566) (gene QWRF4). NCBI's taxonomy places the organism in Eukaryota, Viridiplantae, Streptophyta, Magnoliopsida, Brassicales, Brassicaceae. The record is from RefSeq and is marked reviewed. The transcript has 7 exons. The coding region runs from base 413 to 2242 and encodes 609 amino acids.
GUCUUGUCAAAGAGAUCUAAAUACAAUGUAACAAAAUAACAAUCAAAACAAAAAUUCCUCUGUUCUCUUUUUUUGGGUCAAAAUUCCUCUGGUCUCUUGUGGUGAGCGUCUUACGAGCUUCAAAAACAAAAGUUGUCGAAGAUAUAGCACAAAUUUUAGGGUUUGUUACUUGGGGAUCAAGCGUUCUUCAUCAGUCCAGGAAGAGAGGAAGAAGAAAGGUGGGUCUGUGAAAUCUCCAUUAAAUUUUCUCCAGCCCAUCCGACCAUGGCACACCCGUGACAAUGACACUGAAAAAGAUUGUUUUUUGCUCAGAAGUUUUUAAAGUCUUUGAUUGAAAUUAAGAAUAUCUCUGAAACUGUGAAAGUAAUAAAAAGAGUCUACAAUGAGAAACAUUAGUUGCUGAAUCAAAUCAAUGCAAGUUGGUUCCAAGAAAGCAUCAAUGGGGAAACAGCAGCAAUCAGUAAGUGACGCUACAAGUCCAAGACCGCCUCUUGCUCCAUCUGAGAAGAACAAUGUAGGUUCUGUCACGCGCCGUGCUAGAACAAUGGAGGUUAGUUCAAGAUAUAGAUCACCGACUCCUACUAAAACUAGGAGAUGUCCUUCACCUAUUGUCACCAGGACUGCGCCUUCUUCAUCACCUGAAUCGUUCUUGAAAAGAGCGGUUUCAGCGGAGAGGAACCGUGGUCCUUCGACACCAACUACGCCGGUUAGUGAUGUAUUGGUAGAUUUACCGGUUUCUUCUAGGAGACUAUCUACUGGUCGUUUACCUGAAAGCUUAUGGCCUUCUACUAUGAGAAGCCUCAGUGUUUCUUUUCAGUCUGAUUCAGUGUCAGUUCCUGUUAGUAAGAAGGAGAAACCGCUUGUUACUUCUUCGACUGAUCGGACAUUGAGACCGUCUUCUUCGAAUAUAGCGCAUAAGCAGCAGAGUGAGACAACCUCUGUAACAAGGAAACAAACGCCCGAGAGGAAAAGAAGUCCAUUGAAGGGAAAGAAUGUGUCUCCUGGUCAAUCAGAGAAUUCAAAACCUAUGGAUGGUUCUCAUAGUAUGUUAAUACCACCACAGCAUCGAUGGUCUGGUCGAAUUAGGGGGAACAGAAGCUUUGAUCUUGGGGAUAAAGCGGUCAGGAGAGUGUCAUUGCCUUUGUCCAAUAAAAGCUCUAGACAUAAGAAGUCUUCUAGUGACAUAACAAGGUUGUUUUCAUGUUAUGAUAAUGGUAGACUAGAAGUUUCGUCAUCAACAACUUCAGAAGAUAGUAGUAGCACUGAGUCUCUCAAGCAUUUUUCUACAAGUUCAUUACCUAGGUUGCAUCCAAUGUCUGCUCCUGGAUCACGUACUGCUUCUCCUAGCAGAUCCUCAUUUUCAUCAUCAUCAUCUUCUAAUUCUCGAGGCAUGAGUCCUUCAAGAGGAGUGAGUCCUAUGAGAGGAUUGAGUCCUGUGGGAAACCGCUCUUUGGUGAGAUCGUCUACACCGCCAUCAAGAGGUGUAAGUCCUUCCCGGAUAAGACAAACCGCGCAAUCCAGUAGUACCAACACCUCGGUUCUCAGCUUCAUUGCGGAUGUCAAGAAAGGAAAAAAAGCGACUUACAUAGAAGAUGUUCAUCAACUACGCUUGCUCUAUAAUCGAUAUUCGCAGUGGCGGUUUGCAAAUGCUCGAGCUGAGGGAGUGAGCUAUGUUCAAAGCUUGAUUGCUAAGGAAACUCUAUACAAUGUUUGGCAUGCAAUAUCAGACCUAAGGGAUCUAGUGACAACUCAAAGAAUUUGUCUCCAACAGUUGAAGCUAGAAAUCAAGUUAAGAUCCAUCUUAAAUGAUCAGAUGGUUUGCCUUGAGGAUUGGGCAAUGGUUGAGAGAGAACACAUUAGUUCUUUAGCUGGAGCCAUUGGAGACUUAGAAGCAAAUACACUCCGGCUUCCACUAGCCGGAGGAACAAAGGCAGACCUAGGAUCUCUGAAGUUAGCUAUGUCCUCAGCUCUUGAUGUAAUGCAGAGUAUGGGAUCAUCCAUCUGGUCUUUACAUUCGCAGAUGGAGGAGAUGAACAAACUUGUUUCGGAUCUCGCUGUUAUAGCUAAAACAGAGAAUUUUUUGCUUGACAAAUGUGAAAAUCUCUUGGCAUCAACUGCAGUCAUGGAGAUAGAAGAGCGUAGCCUCAAGACUCAUCUGAUACAAAAGAAGCAAGAAGAAGAAGUAAGAGAUGAUGCAGAGUCUUCUCCAUUGUUGCCAUUAAGCAAGUUUCAAUGGCCUUAACAACAACACACUUACAAAAUGACUUGUAAAUUGCUCUUUUUGGCUCGCAUUUUCUUCUGCCUUCUUCUACUUAUAGGAAAAGGAUGUGAAGAUCACUUAGGGUUUAAACAAAAAAUCAAUGAAGAAAAUGCGAUUUAGCUAUCAACAUGUAAACCUCAAUUAGUUUAGUGAUCAGUGUUUAUCUAGUUUCUGUCAUGGAAGCGAAAAAGUUGUAACUCUGUUAAAAGAUAAUACAAUUCUUUUGAGAAUCAACAAAGCUGAGAAGUUAAACAAAAAAAUAGAUUAGAGAAAAGAUCUACAAACGAAGAACAUCAUUCAAAUAGGACUAACUCUAUUUGUUAUACAGCUCUUGGCUCUCUUGAGACAUGGUAGAAAAGUAAAUAUACAAAACUUUACUUUAGCUCUGAAAAUCCUACCACAAGAUUUUAAACUCAAGAAUCGAUCUGUAGAGGCUCUGGCUCAGGCUCAGGCUCAGGCUCA